Silurus meridionalis is the source of this 2502-nucleotide messenger RNA. RefSeq names its product interferon regulatory factor 2 (gene irf2). The transcript is spliced from 9 exons. The record is from RefSeq and is a predicted model, not a curated record. Gene Ontology annotation, cellular component: nucleus. Gene Ontology annotation, molecular function: RNA polymerase II cis-regulatory region sequence-specific DNA binding; DNA-binding transcription factor activity, RNA polymerase II-specific. Gene Ontology annotation, biological process: regulation of transcription by RNA polymerase II; immune system process. The coding region runs from base 275 to 1324 and encodes 349 amino acids. NCBI's taxonomy places the organism in Eukaryota, Metazoa, Chordata, Actinopteri, Siluriformes, Siluridae.
AGCUUCACCCCGCUGUUGUGGAGAGCGAGAGAGAAAGAGAGAGAGAGAGGCAGAGAAUCGAAAGUGUUGGAGUGUUUUCAUCCAGCGGGAUCUGGGAAUGUGUAUUUUCACUUUUGAAAUGACUUGACGCUCUAAAACGGAUUGGUGGACGGCGGACUCGGCAGUCGUGGGGACAGUUUUGACAGUUCAUGGCCAGAGCGAAUUCGAGGCGGGAGACAGACAGAGUGUGUGCAGUGCUAAAACACAUCUCUAUUGACUUUACAUUGCUGCGAAAAUGCUCGUAACCGAUGACACCGCCAUUAUGCCCGUGGAGAGAAUGCGUAUGCGACCAUGGCUGGAGGAACAGAUAAACUCUUGUAAAAUACCAGGACUUAAAUGGGUUAAUAGGGAAAAGAAAAUUUUUCAGAUUCCAUGGAUGCAUGCUGCACGGCAUGGCUGGGAUGUGGAGAAAGAUGCCCCUCUGUUUCGAAACUGGGCCAUACACACAGGCAAAUACCAACCAGGGGUGGACAAGCCUGACCCUAAAACAUGGAAAGCAAACUUCCGUUGUGCUAUGAACUCCCUUCCUGACAUUGAGGAGGUGAAAGAUAAAAGCAACAAAAAAGGAACAAAUGCCUUUAGGGUUUACAAGAUGCUCUCAGCAUCUGAAAGACAAUCAAAGAGAGGAAAGAAGAGACCAGAUAAGGACAUAAAGGUAAAGGAGGAGCAGCAAUGCCCUGUUUCCUCUGCCUGGGAGAGUACGAAUGGCUCCACAAGGAGUGCAGGAGCACUAGCAGUCAAACAGGAAGCAGAUCACACUAUCACAGAAACAGAAGCUGGUAACCACAGCCCCUCCGAAGACCAUCUGAUCAUCCCGGACGUGUGUCAGACCAUCGAGGUGGUGACAGAGAACGAGGAGCAAGCUGUUAGCUCAAGCCACUCCUACCCCCUCCAGAUCUCUCCAAUGUCCUCAUAUGGAGAGAGCGAUACUGACAGCGUGCAGAGUGAAGAGGACUCUAAAGAGGGCAUGCGAUCACUUGUAUGGGGCUCUAAUCAAGAUGAGGCAAAUCCAAUGCUGGACAGCCCUGUGAUGCGGACAUCUUUACCCAGCAUGUCCACUUUCAUUACUCAGUCUAAGCCCAACUUCAGGAUUACAACUGUCCAGGACACUUCGUCCACACCCUUUCACGGCCCUUACAACAGCGGGGGAUCAUGGACCCUCCUAAACCCACCACACGCUCCAUCGCAGCCUCCAGCAACUUCCAACAAACCACCUGUCCACGAAAAACGGGCCAGUGUCAUCAUGAAAACAUCAGACGUAUCGAAAUCUGUCAAAAGUUGCUGAGGAGAACCACUAAUUCUUGAUCCUGACUUCUUUAAAGGCUCUACUGAACUUAAAUGUGGAUCGAAGAGCUUAAGCCACACACUGUUGCCUCUAAUUGAUGAUCUCACAGCUAGCAAAACUGAUGAUGAUGGUAAUGGCUGGCUCGCUGAAUAGCUCAUCAUAGCCAUGGGUGAGAUAAGACAUAAUUCAGAGCAAAAUGCAGAAUUCAGUGCAGGACCCAGCCUUAAAUUCAGGGAGCGGUCUAGUGUAGUGACAGACGUCAACACUGCCAUCGUGCCAUUGUUUCCAGCUUGUUUUGGAUGUAUAUGUAGAGGAGUCUAUAAUGUCUAAUCAGUGGCAUUAGCUUUAGCACCUUAUAGAAAAGCACUGAAUGAGAUUAUCUGUGGCCUUCUUUCCAUAGUACCAUGACUAUGGAGACACUUCUUUGAAAGGAUUUUUUAGUUUGUGUCUCAUGUCCACCAAAGAAAGCACUUUUAAAGAUAACCUUUUUAUAUCUCGAAAUCUGACAUAGUCCCAUAUAUUGUGUCUUGAGGGAUUUUUCUUAAAAGGUGGAUAUAUUUACAUUUUUGCUCACUAUAAUCAGUUUUGAUUUAUGGAUGUUUUUUAGUGAAUGACAAAAAUGGCACUUAUUUUAUUUAAAUUUUUUUUUUCUAAGGAAAAUUAUAUUGAUAUUUUUUUGCUUUCUACUGUAUGCGUGAACAUAAAUGUACAUAUAAACAAAUGUAAUUAUACAGUGCUGUGAAAAGGCAUUCGCCCCUGAAGUGGUUUUCUGCAUUUUUGCAUAUUUUAGUCGAUGCCAAAGUCAGAAUACAGUGCCCAAAGCAUUGUAGCAAGAAGGGGUGUGGUAUGGAUCGAAUAUUCAUUUCGAAUUCAUAAGAUAAAUGUGAAUAUACUAUACCAUUUACUACCAAGCAGCUAUUCAAAGACUCUUCUAAAUCAAGCCUUGGUGAGUCAAGGUAUUGGUAGAGUUUGAGCUCACUACUAUAUACCCCAUUGAGUACUUUCCAGUACUGUAUAUUUCAGCUCCAGACAGUGGAGAUUCAGUCAAUUCAGAGUUGCGAUAACUUUCUGCAACCUCAUAUCUCCCAAGAGUUCUUGUGAAAAACCUGCAACAUAUGCACUUGCCAAAAGUAUGCUGGGUCUCAUCAUUUUUGUACAAUUUGGCCUGUUACAUAUGC